This is a messenger RNA of Nicotiana attenuata, 1629 nucleotides long. RefSeq lists its product as uncharacterized. Lineage: Eukaryota; Viridiplantae; Streptophyta; Magnoliopsida; Solanales; Solanaceae. The record is from RefSeq and is a predicted model, not a curated record. Bases 326 to 1300 code for a protein of 324 amino acids. The transcript has 7 exons.
AUUUCACUAACGACAGCUGCUGGAGUAAAAAGAAUCUCCAUUAGUAUUAUAUAGUAGUAGUAUAUUGUAGUACUUACUUGCUAUUUCAUCUCCUCUCCCUGCUUUCCAUUUUUCGUAUUGUUUUAAUCAAAUCUAAGUAAAAAGAAUAUUGGUACUAUACCACUAUCGAUCUAUCUGAUCCGUGAAAAGCAAACAAGAUACUGUCAAAAAACAUUCUUCACAUUUCAAGAUUCUUGGGGUGUCUUUUUGUGUGUGUGUGUGUGUGUGUGUGUUGAGGGGAUAGAAGAUGAUGGAGUGAGGAGAUAAGAGAAGAAAGUGAGUGGAGAUGGCAAGAACAGCAGCAGAAUGGAGAGGAAAAUGGUGUUUAUAUAAGCAAACUAUGAUUGUUGUUUGCUCAAUCAACAUAUUUGUUGCUCUCUAUGUGCUUCACUCUCUCUACACUUCUGUCUAUAUGUACCCUUUCAAUCAUACUCAAACAGCUUUUAGGUAUACCUCAGAUCAGAUUAGGAAAAUGGAAGAGUCAAUUCAAUUACGGAAACAACUAGAACCUAUAGAACUUAUUAACGUGGUAAAUGGCUUAAAGAUCGAACUUUUGAAGGAUGAAAAGGUGCAACAAAUACCGCAGCAUAUUAAACAGAAGAUAGCAGAUGAUAUCCUAGUAACUUUAAAAGGCGUGAAUGCCAAUGCCGAUGAAACGAUGCUACAAGAUGUGGUGGAAAGUUGGCGUAGAGAAAAAUUGAAAGAAGCUGCAGAAAUUGUUCAUGAGAAAACAUCAAAUUCAACUAUUUCCCCAGAGGAGGCUAGUUUACUUGCACGAGCUUUGAAGGAUGACUGGGCUGAGCUGUCAGAAGAAAUUGGUCUCUGGAUACCUGUUCAGAUCACUAAUAUAGAACACGAUGACAAACCUGAGGGUGAAGAGGAACUUGACGACGAAGUCAUAGCUGGCAAGCAGCUUCCUCCCGAGUGUCAUGCUGAAAUCCAUACCGAUUACGGUGGUGCUGCUGUAAGAUGGGGCCUUACACACCAUAAAAAAUCUGCAUAUGAGUGUUGCAUGGCUUGUUUGAAUCAAGCUAAGCAUGCCAAACCUAACCAAAAGAAAUGUAACAUAUGGGUUUACUGCCCAUCAGAGACGGGAUGCCACUCUCCGGAUAUUUAUCAACACAAGCAUCAGGAGUGCUGGCUGAAAUAUGCAGAGACACCUACGUUGAAUUUUAAGGACCGGUAUCCUGAAUCAUACAGAAACGCUCAUCCAAAUGCACCAGUAAUUGUUCCAUGGAUGUCUGGUGUUGUCGGUGUAUAAAUUUGUCGCUAACAAAAUAGACGAUAAGAAGAUGUUAGUGCUUCCACUAUAUGAAGAUGUUGUAACAUUGUGGCAAGAAAUCAGUUUUCUUGAGUUGCAGUUUCUUAUGGUAGAGCUGCUUCUCUUCUUCUUGUUUAGUAGGAAGAUAGAUUUGACCAAAAUCCGAGGUCUAUCGGAAACAACAUCUCUAUCUCUAUAAGGUAGGGGUAAGGUCUGGGUAAGGUCUGCUUACACACUAUCUCCUCUGACCCCAUUUUUAUGGGAUUACACUGGGUUUGUUGUUGUUGUUGUUAUAGAUUUUACCAAAAUAGAAAUUUGUUUUUGUAUCA